AUGUCUGAUGCCAUAUUUGCCCGUCAGCCCACUCAAGGGACAUGGGGUAUCCUACUGAGUGGUCUGGUUGAAGAAUUCCUGCUGGGGACACAGAACGAGGUUUGCAAGAUCGUCCAGUUGUUCCUGGGAAUUGAGGUCUAUGAACGCAAGGUCGAAACGCUUUGGACGUUGCCGGAGGGAAGAUGGAACAGAGAGAUUGGUUUCGGCAUGAUCAGGUGCAAGAGGAUGUCCCUUGAUAGUGCAAUCCACCAAACGCAACCCGUAAACUCCGGGUAUUGA
Coprinopsis cinerea okayama7#130 is the source of this 279-nucleotide messenger RNA. RefSeq lists its product as hypothetical. Bases 1 to 279 code for a protein of 92 amino acids. Lineage: Eukaryota; Fungi; Basidiomycota; Agaricomycetes; Agaricales; Psathyrellaceae. The record is from RefSeq and is a predicted model, not a curated record. The transcript has a single exon.